This is a messenger RNA of Acipenser ruthenus (sterlet), 4637 nucleotides long. RefSeq names its product death-associated protein kinase 3-like. Gene Ontology annotation, cellular component: cytoplasm; nucleus. The coding region runs from base 254 to 1612 and encodes 452 amino acids. The transcript is spliced from 9 exons. The record is from RefSeq and is a predicted model, not a curated record. Gene Ontology annotation, biological process: intracellular signal transduction; protein phosphorylation; positive regulation of apoptotic process. Lineage: Eukaryota; Metazoa; Chordata; Actinopteri; Acipenseriformes; Acipenseridae. Gene Ontology annotation, molecular function: ATP binding; protein serine/threonine kinase activity.
GGGAAGAGGCUGCCGGGUACUGUAGACUGUGUGAGCUGGGGGAGGGUGGACAAACUGUGGAUGACGUGCUUCCCAACCCAAGCAGGGGUGUUGAAAUUCUGUCGAGCGCUUACAGAGGAAAGGAAAGGGAUGAACAGAUCGUGAAGAAAGCGAGCACCUUUCAAACGCUCAUCUGUUGAAAGGAGCUGAACACAGAGAGCGCUGCAGCGAGGAACCCCCUGUGAGUGAGUGAGCGAGUGUCUGACCAGGAGCCAUGGCUGCAUUCAGACAGGAGAGCGUGGACGAGUACUACGAGAUGGGAGAGGAGCUGGGCAGCGGUCAGUUUGCCAUCGUUCGGAAGUGCCGUGAGAGGAGCACAGGAAACGAGUACGCAGGCAAGUUCAUCAAGAAGCGCCGCCUGUCCUCGAGCCGGCGCGGAGUGAGCCGGGAGGAGAUCGAGCGCGAGGUGAACAUCCUGCGGGAGAUCCAGCACCCCAACAUCAUCACGCUGCACGACAUCUUCGAGAACAAGACCGACGUCAUUCUGAUCCUGGAGCUGGUGUCCGGGGGCGAGCUCUUCGACUUCCUGGCUGAGAAAGAGUCCCUGACGGAGGAGGAAGCCACCCAGUUCCUGAAGCAGAUCCUCGACGGAGUCCACUACCUGCAUUCCAAGAGCAUCGCGCACUUCGACCUCAAGCCUGAAAACAUCAUGCUGCUGGAUAAGAAUGUCGCCAGUCCCCGAAUCAAGCUCAUCGACUUUGGGAUUGCGCACCAGAUCACGGCUGGCAACGAGUUCAAAAACAUUUUUGGAACCCCAGAGUUUGUGGCUCCAGAGAUUGUGAACUAUGAGCCUCUGGGAUUAGAAGCAGACAUGUGGAGUAUUGGAGUGAUUACCUAUAUCCUGCUGAGCGGUGCCUCCCCCUUCCUGGGGGAAACAAAGCAGGAGACCCUGACUAACAUCUCUGCUGUGAACUACGACUUCGAUGAGGAAUACUUUGUGCACACCAGCGAGCUGGCCAAGGACUUCAUCCGCAGACUGCUGGUCAAGGACCCCAAGAAGAGAAUGACAAUUGAGGACAGUCUACAGCAUCCAUGGAUUAAGGUGAUCAAGCGACGGAACGUGCGCAAGGAGGACAGUGACAAGAAGCCGGAGAGGCGCAGGCUCAAGACCACGCGGCUGAAGGAAUACACCAUCAAGUCUCACUCCAGCAUGCCUCCCAACAACACCUACGUGAACUUCGAGCGCUUCUCCAAGGUGCUGGAGGAGAUCGCAGUGGCCGAAGACGGGCUGCGAGAGCUGGAGCGGAACAAGUUGUCCUGCCAGGAAGACAUCGCUGCCCUGCUGUCCAUCUACGAGGAGAAGGAAAGCUGGUACAAGGAGGAGAACGAGAGCAUUGAGGGGGAUCUGGGGCAGAUCAGGCUGGAGCUGCAGCGCACAGAGGCCCAGAGGAGACAGAGCCAGGAGGAGGUGCGAGCGGCCCUGCUCUCCGCCAACGCACUCAAGAGGCGCUUCGGCCGCCUGGAGAACAGAUUCGAGGUGCUGGCCGAGCAGGUGGCCUCCGAGAUGAAGUGGGUAGAGGAGCUGGUGCUCUCCAUCGAGCAGGAGAAGAGGCAGGGCACAAGCAUGCGCUGAGAGUGACCGAUUUAAAUAGAUAUGCACUCACACACACACACACACCCACACACACACACACACACGCAUGCAUGCACCUGCAACACAGCAGUGCUCCUGUUUAUAUAGUGCACAAGGAGUUGAGAAUGCCGCUCUUAAUUGUUAUGUAGACGCAGAACCCUAUGCAAUAGAAUCGCAAAGUUACGAACCAAACCAAACUUGAAACAGGACUCCUGCUGGGAAUUGUGAAUCCAGUCCACAUAUAUGAAAUCAUUGGGAAUAUUGCAGUCUUCAGAGUUACAGACAACCUUCAUUCCUGGUGCGUUCGUAACUUUGAGGUUCUAUUGCAAAGCUAAAAUGUUGCCUUCAGGUGGAUUUCAUGUUAUUUUAUUUUACUGUAACAUGUUUGUGUCCUCUGGUAAGCUGUUGCAGAGUCAGAAACAUCUGAAAUAUUACUGUAAAGUCUUUUUUUUUUUUAACUUGUGUGUUGCCUGAAAACGGCAUGUGAAUGCAGGGUUACAUGUUUUUGGCGUUCUGCAUAUUUCUAAAUGUUUUCAGUCGUUAGGUGUUUGUGGAGAGUGGAAACUCUAUUCCAAAAAAGUACUUCUCUGUUUUUUUGUAAUGGUUUUCCUACAGGGGUUAUUGUUGAGCUACUGACAAGUUUAGUUUUAAAUAGGAUCUCUUAUCCCAUAUUGUAUCCUUACAGCAGAUCCUGAUAAUACGCUUACAGCUUCUAUUUUAAAGAAUAGUUAAUAAUGAUGUAACAAGUCAGGAUUUAGCAUUUCUUCACUGUUGGGGUGAAGCUAAGUGCCUGGGAGACGGAGGGUUAGAAGGGCGUUUACUACUUGUGUUUUGUUGUUUUUAUGGUAGAUGCAAUGAUUCUUAGGUUAUGUGGUGGAAUGUUGAGCACAUUGGAACGCGGUGCUGGAAUUGGGUUUGUGGUGGAAUGUUGGAACGCGGUGCUGGAAUUGGGUUUGUGGUGGAAUGUUGAGCACAUUGGAACGCGGUGCUGGAAUUGGGUUUGUGGUGGAAUGUUGAGCACAUUGGAACGCGGUGCUGGAAUUGGGUUUGUGGUGGAAUGUUGAGCACAUUGGAACGCGGUGCUGGAAUUGGGUUUGUGGUGGAAUGUUGAGCACAUUGGAACGCGGUGCUGGAAUUGGGUUUGUGGUGGAAUGUUGAGCACAUUGGAACGCGGUGCUGGAAUUGGGUUUGUGGUGGAAUGUUGAGCACAUUGGAACGCGGUGCUGGAAUUGGGUUUGUUUUAAUGAGUGUUUCUGACCUUAAUGUGUGAAUUCAUCCUCUCUGUGGUGGGAUAGCCAAAAUAGCAUGUGCCAAUGCUUGAAUUAUUUUGAGCGUUAAUGUGAUUAAAGUCUAUACUGUGCAGGUCCCUGGGAUUGUAGCAUUGAUAACCAGGUGGUCCGUGUGCAUAGUUCUAGCUGUACCCUUACUGUCACUGCUUUAAUAAUGCUGUUUGCUACUGUGAUACCAGCUCCUGAUAACCUGGCUCUGUUACAUUAGCAACAUAUUUAGGAUGAAGAAGACAUUGGGGUACUUUGAGCUGCUGAUGCCCGAAUCUUUAAAAACAAGUUACUCAACCACUUCACAGCUGAAGUACAAUCCUAGGAAAAAAGAAAUGCAGUAAUUAGUGUCAUUAAUAACAAGACUGAGGAUGUGCAAAAUUAAUCAAAAUGUUAUUAAACCGUGCAUAUUGCCAAACAUAAUGGUGGGAGGGAAUGUCGCUCCUAUGUGAGGUGAUGAGUGAAGUAAAGCAAAGCUGGGUGAGCAGUGAAAGUGUUUUAUAAGAAUGCACGGCGCAGACUCCGUGUAUGAGCUCUUUACAGCUGUAUUAAUAGCAUGAUGAUGAUGGUGGGGACCACACACAGCACAUCGUUUCAGUGGCACUGAACUGCUCUUGCUGUUACAGUGUGGACUUGCUGCUGAUCAGUGGUGUUUUAACAGAACUCAUGUGUUUGUGUUGCAGAAUGGGUUCACAGUUUCUUUUUUUAUGUCUUAAUACAAUUCAAACACUGAUUUGGGGUUAAUUAAAAUGAAUUGCAUAACCUUAAACAAUCGCCAAACAUGCAUUGUAACAGUGUGGUCACACAGUCCUACAGUAUUCUAGACCUACUUGUGUUUGUAAGAAGUGCCAUUGGAGGGGGGAUUUCUUAUUUUCCCAAAAUAAAAGACUUCUGAAGAGUGGAGAAGAUCUGAUGGUGGCUUGGAUUAGUUUUGCAGCCACGAGAACAGACAGUUCUUCUUCUUAGGUUUUAUCCAGCGCAGCUGACAGCAAUAAACGGGCAUAAAAAAAUAAGCUAACAUUAAUGGCAUUAAGGUGUAUUUAAACAUUGCUGUAGAGGAACAGUACUGGGAAUGAAAGGGUUAAUAACACCUAUGAAUAAUACUAAUAUGGAAAAGCCUUAGCAAUGUUUCCAAGUGUGUUGAUAUUUGCCAAGCAGUAUAGUUUAUAUGUUUAUAUAUAUAUUUUUCAUUGACACAGUCUGGAAGAAAAGUGUGGUGCUCUUGCAAUAAGAAUUGUUAUUAAGAUAAUGUGAUUGUAUUCCAGUCCCCAUAUCUUGUGCAGUCAGUUGAAAGCUGCUUUUGCACGUGACAGAGCGUAGCGAGGACUGGCGGGUACGUGGAGGGUGAUCUGCUAAGGAGCGCACUGUCUCCAGCGGGUUUGUAAUGUUUUUAAGUACUGUAGAACUGAAAGCCAUGCAAAACAGCAAUGCUGCGCACAUUGUGAUUAACCCCGGAUUUCUGGAAGAAACGCCAAAUGAUAUGCAUGAACUUCACUCAGCUUUUUUGGAAACGUCUCUUGAUCUGCUGCCUUGUUGUUUUUGAAAACUUCUACAUCAUUCCUUUUGUAAAACCUUUUCUACCAUUCCUUUGUUCAAGACAAUAUUUGUCAUUUUCAUUUAUUUGCAAAUUAGUGUAUGCUCAUAUGCUUGUUUAAGAAUACUGUUAUAUUUAUGCAUUUUUUUUUUAAAAGUAUAGCCUAGGUAUUGAAUCCCAAAGUUUUUACAAAUAAAAUGAACACAAAACGAAA